This is a messenger RNA of Camelus dromedarius (Arabian camel), 2394 nucleotides long. RefSeq names its product ubiquinol-cytochrome c reductase complex assembly factor 1. The record is from RefSeq and is a predicted model, not a curated record. NCBI's taxonomy places the organism in Eukaryota, Metazoa, Chordata, Mammalia, Artiodactyla, Camelidae. Bases 130 to 1029 code for a protein of 299 amino acids. Gene Ontology annotation, biological process: mitochondrial respiratory chain complex III assembly. The transcript has 10 exons. Gene Ontology annotation, cellular component: mitochondrion.
CUCAGCGGCCUCUGUGCGCCUGCGCCGCGUUGCCGGGCGCCCUCAGGAGAAAAGACUAUCUAGUGAAGGGGUGGUGGCAGACGGGACUCCGGAAGCCCACCCUUCACCCGGAAAUGGUUGUUGAGAAACAUGGCGUUGCUGGUGCGAGUCCUUAGGAACCAGAUUAGCAUCUCCCAGUGGGUUCCAGUAUGCAACCGAUUGGUACUUGUGUCUCCUACACAGGGACAGUGGAGCAGGGCUCUGUCUGGUACUUCCCAGUGGUCCCAGACGAGCCAGCCCCUAGCAUGUGGUGGAUCAGAAGAGAUUCCUGGAGUAGACAUUCAGCUGAAUAGGAGGUACCACACUACAAAUAAGCUUUCCAAUAUCAAGGAUUCCCCACAGCCUGUUGAGGAGAAGGUUGGUGCCCUCACAAAGAUAAUAGAAGCCAUGGGAUUCACAGGACCUUUGAAAUACAGUAAAUGGAAGAUUAAGAUUGCGGCUCUGCGCAUGUACACUAGCUGUGUGGAGAAAACUGACUUCGAGGAAUUCUUUCUAAGGUGUCAGAUGCCUGAUACAUUCAAUUCAUGGUUUCUUAUAACUCUGCUUCAUGUCUGGAUGUGUCUGGUCAGAAUGAAGCAGGAAGGCCGGAGUGGGAAAUACAUGUGUCGUAUCAUAGUUCAUUUUAUGUGGGAGGAUGUUGAGCAACGUGGCAGAAUCAUGGGGGUUAAUCCCUAUAUCCUGAAGAAGAACAUAAUGCUUAUGACAAAUAAUUUCUAUGCAGCAAUCUUGGGAUAUGAUGAGGGGAUCCUUUCAGAUGAUCGUGGGCUGGCUGCUGCCCUCUGGAGAACCUUCUUCAACCAGAAAUGUGAAGACCCUCGGCAACUUGAAUUGUUGGUGGAAUAUGUGAGGAAACAGAUACAGUACCUGGACUCCAUGAACGGCGAGGAUCUGCUGCUGACUGGGGAGGUGAGCUGGCGCCCUCUAGUGGAGAAGAAUCCUCAGAGCAUCCUGAAGCCCCAUUCCCCAACUUAUAAUGACGAGGGUCUUUGAUGGGCUGGUCCCUCCGAACAGCUGGCCAGCUGGCUUUGAGGAACCGCCAGGAAAGAGGUGCCUUUUUGGCCCAGAACCCUGCAGGAAGUGGCCUGAACUCACCUUGAACAACAUCUGUCAAAUACCUGGCCCCAUCUGUGUUGAUUUUCCUCUUAGUGUGCCUAGGAGUCUGGUCUGGUGGGUACAGUGCUGGGAGAAUCCUUUGCCCUUCUGAGGUGUCCUCUCCCUCAAGAAAAGCCCUGAACCGGAGCUGCCCAGCACACACUGCCCAAGUCCCCUCCAGGAACCAUGUGAUUGAUUGACAGUUUUUCCCAAAGGCCACAGAAGGAAAUGGGGGUAGGUUAGAAAGGAGACACCCUCCCCAAGGGCCCACUGUGGCCUAGGAGCAGUUUGUAAUGCUGCUAUCAGGAUGGGUAACCACGCUCUGUCCGCCGGCUUUGAGCCAUGGGGUUGAGUUGGCCAUUAAAAGAAACAGAGACUUAGCUUUACCAUGGCUUUCCUUUAUUCCCGGGUCUUUUAGAAACUUAUCUGAGAUGGUGAAUGCCGUGAGCUAAGGAGCACAGCCCAACUGGGUUAGAGCAGGGAAGGGAGAGGGUCAGGAGGGUCUCUGCUGCUGCUUUUGCCUACAGUUCAUGGAGACGUCACUGUUCUGGCCAAGGCACAGCCUGCCAGGGCCCGUCCUCUGGGACCCAGGAGGCCUCUGAUGGCCAAGGGGCUUGUCACAUCCUGAGUCAUUUGGAAAGAAGCCUCGAGAGAAAGGUCCCUUUGUCACCUUCUCUGCUCCCCAUCCCCCAUUGAACUGGGUGAGGAACAUGCUGUCUUUCCUCUUGGCUCCCCCUUACAUGAGAUACUGGGGAGAAGAGAACAUUCUUCUAGGCUUAGUUCUGCCACCCAAGGACCCAGCCCCAGUCUUCUGCCCCCUUCCCAACUUCUGGAGCAUGUGCUGCAGAGCCACCUUGGUCCCCUCCUCUUGAGUAUGGGUCAUCUCUUGGAGGAUUUUCUUUAAAUUGAAGAAGGGGGGCGGGGAACCAUAUUGCCCUUCCCCCAUCAAACUUCCUUCAUUUAACUUGCUAUAAAAUGAGUCAUAUAAAGAAACUCUAUAUGGGUGAGGUAUAUCCCACUUCUGUGAAAACAUUACAAAUCAAACCGCCUUCUCUGAGUUUAUUUAAGAUGCUUUUGUUGCACGCGGAGCUCAAGAGUGAAGCCUCCUCUGUGUGUGUGAGAUAAUAACACCUUGUAACUCAUUACAGCUGGGCACUAUUUACAUAAACCAGAGCUGAGCCAGGCAGGAAUUUGCUGAUUAAUUUAUUUUUAAUGGAGUGAAGUAUACCAUGCACCAAAAUAAACUUUACUGUGUGUACCUAA